AUGUCAAACUUACCAGAAGUUGUGCAAGAUUUUAGUGAAGCUCUUCAGACUGAUCUUAAAACAGCUGAUAGCAUGCAAAUUUAUGUGUUAACAGAAAUUGCACAAGAUAACAUUGAAUAUGCUAAGGAAAUAUCUAAAGUAAUUUGUACUAGAAUUAAUACUGCUCCAACUGGAGAGAAACUCUAUGCUCUCUACCUUUUGGAUUCUAUAGCAAAAAAGAUUGGAGGACCAUACAUACAAGAAUUUUCGAAAAGUAUUUCAGACGUAUUUUUCUAUGCAUAUAAACAAAACAAAGACAUUCCAAACUCUAAGAAAUCAUAUUUAAAACUCCUCUCAACCUGGGGAGAAGUAUUUGGAGAAGAAAAAGCAAAGGAAAUUAAGAAUAGAAUUGAUGUUGCAGAAGGAGGAGGACAAAGAGUUGUCCAACAACCACCAAAACAACAGCCACAAUCAUCAAAUAGUGGAAUGAAACGAGUUGGAUCUUCAUCUGAUCAAUCCGAACAAGCUCUUUUAGGAACACUUCUUGAAAAAUUACAAAGAAAUCCUGAAUUAAUCAAUGAUCCUCAAACAGCAUCUUUGUUUAAACAAUUGACAUCUAAAAUGAGCAUUAAUCUUCCUCAACAAAUUGGGAGACCUAAUCCAUAUGCUCCUCCAAAUCAAACAACCAGUGUCAACAUUAAUAAUAACCCAUAUUCGGGAAAUUCCUCAAAAAACACACAACAAACAAAUCAAUUUUCAAAUAUUCCCUCAACCCAUUCCAUGAUGCAAAGCUCCUCUCAGCAACAAUCCAAUAAACCAUCAUCUAAUCCAGUGCAUCGACUGUAUGAGGCACUCACUAAACAGUGCAUGAACUGUGGAGUGAGAUUCUCAUCCCAGAAACAACUUGGAGAACAUUUAGAUGUUCACCAAAGAAAGAAUCAAUUCUUUAGAAAUAAUAAGGAUUUAUCGAGAAAGUGGUACUCUGGGGAAGAUGAAUGGAUAAAGCUAAGGGAUAAUGACGAAACCGAAGCAAUUCAAUGCCCUGGAGCAAUUAUAUUUGGUGAUUCAGAAUCAUUUAAUCCUCAAUCUCUCACCAAAACAGCCUCAACAACCGCCCUCUCAGCAGUCGAUUUCUUUGCUACUUUCAAUACCAACAAGUCCAAACCUAAAGAUGUGAAUGAAGGUAGUGGCGAAAUUGUUGCCGACACUGAACAAGACACAUGUCCAGUUUGUCAUGAGGAAUUAGAAAAGUUCUACAAUUCAGAGACAGCAGAAUGGAUGCUGAAAGGUGCUGUGUAUGAUGAAUCAUGCAACCUCUACGUUCACCAGAAUUGCCUUUCCUCUUCGCACAAGAGAAAAUCAGAUGGAGAUGCAGGAGGUUUCAAUAAAAAAGUAAAGCAAGAGUUCUAG
This is a messenger RNA of Naegleria gruberi, 1389 nucleotides long. RefSeq lists its product as uncharacterized. The coding region runs from base 1 to 1389 and encodes 462 amino acids. The transcript is spliced from 3 exons. Gene Ontology annotation, molecular function: mRNA binding; phosphatidylinositol binding; ubiquitin binding. NCBI's taxonomy places the organism in Eukaryota, Heterolobosea, Eutetramitea, Acrasida, Naegleriidae. Gene Ontology annotation, biological process: termination of RNA polymerase II transcription. The record is from RefSeq and is a predicted model, not a curated record. Gene Ontology annotation, cellular component: mRNA cleavage factor complex; cytoplasm.